Molecule: messenger RNA, 2406 nt
Organism: Syngnathoides biaculeatus (alligator pipefish)
Lineage: Eukaryota; Metazoa; Chordata; Actinopteri; Syngnathiformes; Syngnathidae
Gene: kmt5aa
Product: lysine methyltransferase 5Aa
Exons: 7
Coding region: 212-1150 (312 amino acids)
Molecular function (GO): histone H4K20 methyltransferase activity; protein binding
Source: RefSeq, a predicted model, not a curated record
GGGCGACAUUUCCCCAUUCCACCGCUCGUACACUACGUCUGGAAAAAAAUGGCGAACUGUGAACAGCCGUGAACACCUCAAUUGUUUGAGCAGGGCGAAGGCGACGUCGCUCGACGGUUUCGUCUCCUCGGAGCUAGCCUGUCGUCCUCGAAAGGACGGCCGGGUGCCGCAGGAGCGAGCUGAGGCUGGAGCCUCGGGGGACCGGUCGGACAUGAACGGGGAAAUCACAUGCAGUCAACCCUGCGUUGUCCCCGCUUCAAGUUGUCCUCAGUCGGCGUCUCCGGUUCACGAUGACGAGAUGACCAAGCAGGAGGGAAGAACUACUUCCCAGGGUUGCCAGAGGAACGACGUCCACAAGCCGGGAGAAGGCCGAACCGCAAACGGCAUCGGCCCGGCCGCGAAAGGCCGCAGCUCCUCGCACGCGGCGAGGCAGCUUUCCUCUCGCCGGUCAGAUGAAUGCACAUCACCUGGGCAGCUUCAAUGUCACCUUCAGCCCGCCGCGGGGAGACCCACGCAGCACGGCGCCGCUCCUUUGCACAGCAGCAACCGGACCGCAGCUGCGCCCCGCCGCAAGCGGCAAAAGCCAGCCGCGCCCAAAACUGCUCGAGGGAAAAACGGCCAGAACCACAAAGUUACCGACUUCUUCCCGAUAAGGCGCAGCUCGCGAAAAAGCAAAACGGAACUCAAGUGCGAACAGAAGCACCUCAUCGACCACCUCAUCGCAAACGGGAUCGAGGAAGGAAUGCAAGUGCGGCACAUGGAGGGGAAGGGCCGGGCGGUGUUCACCUCGCGACGCUUCCGGAAAGGCGAGUUCGUGGUGGAGUACCACGGCGAUCUCCUGGAAACGGCCGAGGCCAAAAAGCGGGAGGCGGAGUACGCCCAGAACCCGGAGACGGGCUGCUACAUGUACUACUUCCAGUACCUUUGCAAAGCUUACUGCGUGGACGCCACCAAAGAGACGGGUCGCCUGGGGCGUCUGAUCAAUCACAGCAAGAGCGGCAACCUGCAGACCAAGCUCCACGACGUGGGCGGGGCGCCGCACCUCAUCCUGGUGGCGUCGCGGGACAUCGACGAGGGCGAGGAGCUGCUGUACGACUACGGCGACCGGAGCAAGGCGUCCAUCGCCGCCCACCCGUGGCUCAAACACUAACUUAUUUAUUAUAAACACUACUCCCAGAAAAAUAUGUAGAAAAGGUCAAAUUAAGUUCACACGCAACCGUCGCAGUCCUCGAUAUUGGGAGGUAAAUAUGUGCCGCCGGGAUUGGAAUUUGAAAUGUAAAGUCAUCACAUUUUCAAUCAUAUUUUUAAUGUAACUUUUCAAUGUUAAUAUUUCAAUUUGCAACAAUUCGCUGUCGAGAAUUCACCGUCUGUGCCACCGGGCAGGGUUGCUUCAGGUCAGAACCGAACAGCCAGCCAAUCCAGUUACGCUUUCUUAGUAUGUGAUGUCAUGUGACAGAAAGCGUAAACUGGGAUUGGCUGGCUGUUCGGUUCUGACAGGAACUAACCCUGCCCGGUGGCACAGCCGGUGAAUUCUCGACAGCGAAUUGUUGCAAAUUGAAAUAUUAACAUUGAAAAGUUACAUUAAAAUAUGAUUGAAAAUGUGAUGACUUUACAUUUCAAAUUCUGUUUUCUGUGGCAUUUCAAAUUCAAAAUCCCGGUGGCGCAUAUUUAUUUCCAUAUCGCUAAAUCCUGAAAUUUCACCCCCAAGCCCAAUUAUCGCAAACUUUUUGGGAGAAGUGCUUAUUUUUUAUUUUUAUUUUUUUUUUUUGGGGGGCACAUUUUCUACAGCUGGUACACGUGGGUAUACUUCUGCAGGUUGGUGGAUUUUUAUACUAUGGAAAUAAUUUAGUGUCACCGGGAUUUGAAUUUGAAACGCCACAGAAAAGACAAUUUUAAUAUGAAAUAUAAAGUGAUCGGCUGUGCCACCAGGCACAACAGCCAGCCAAUCACAGUUACCCUUUCUUAGUCAUGGACGGCACGUAGGAAGAAAGCUUAACUGCGAUUGGCUGGCUGUUCGGUUCUGACCUGAAGUAACCCCUCCUGGUGGCACAGACAGUGAAUUUCAGACAGCAAAUUGUAGCAACUAUUGAAAAUGUGAUGACUUUACAUUUCAUAUUCAAAUCGUGUUUUCUGUGGCAUUUCAAAUUCAAAUCCUGGUGCCACAUAUUCCAUAUUUUCCCCUCUUUACUACUCACUGCACUAGUUUUUUUUAAAGGACACUGAAUUCAAUCAAGGACGUUCUCCACAAGGGUAUCACAGAUCAAUUUUGGGAAUUAUUAUUAUUUUUUGCUAUUUUUCUACAGUUAUAUGAAUUGCAAGCAUUUUUAGAGGGUCUUUUUUUUUUUUUUGACAAGUUGGGAACAUUUUACACUCGGGCCACACUGAAAAUAAAAUAAAUUAUUCUAC